Molecule: messenger RNA, 4829 nt
Organism: Brassica rapa (field mustard)
Lineage: Eukaryota; Viridiplantae; Streptophyta; Magnoliopsida; Brassicales; Brassicaceae
Product: stomatin-like protein 2, mitochondrial
Biological process (GO): mitochondrion organization
Cellular component (GO): membrane; mitochondrion
Source: RefSeq, a predicted model, not a curated record
ACAUUUAAUGGAUAAACAUCUCUUAUAUACUAAAGCACAAGUCACAUGACAAAUCAAAUUUUGACAAAUAGAAAAUAGUUUUUUAAAAGAAAAAGUAAUUGAUUGAAAAUAAAUUGACUUUGAUCCCUAAUUUUUAGCAAUUGUGUAUCACAAUAUUUCUUCCACGUUCAAACUCACUUGACACGAUUUCAAACUGUUUUCCUCUUUUAUAUAAUUUAAUCUCAAUUUCUUUUACUUCUUUUUCUAUCUUCUCCAGCAAAACAAGAGAUCUUUUCAUCUCUCUUAAAAGUUCAAUUUCAAUAUCGGGUCUUCAUAUCUUCUUUCUUUUCUUCUGCUUUUUUUCUUUCUUUUUCCUGCACAAUUUUUUAUUUUUAUUUUUAUUCUUCAUCUAGAUUAAUACUUAAAAGUCUAUUAACGACAAGAUUUUAGAUAGAUACAGUAGAAUUUUGGGAAGCAAUUGAUACUGGUACGGUAAUUUUUAAGAGAACUGAUUUUAGAUCCAUAUGGCAUAGCUAACUUAGUUUGUUCUAUCUAUUGAUUCACAGCCUCUGGAAGUCACGGUUUGGAGAGAAAGAAUGGAGCAUACGAAAUAUUAUUCUUGUGAAAAACCUAUAACUACAUUCAAGGCCAGUGAUCUUUUGGUUGAAUCAAAGAGCAUAAGGUUUUGGCAUGACAAAGAAGGUUUUGCAUGUUGUUCAUUCUUUACUAUUUUUCUUUGAUUUGUUGACUUUUUUGUAGCACUUUUGAUGUUUCAUUUUUUUUUUGAAACAACUAAUGUUUCAUUUAUCAAUUUUUGUUUUCAGUAUUCACUACUGCAAUUGAGUUCGAAGCUAAAGCUAUUGCUGAAAUAUCACGAAGCUUGCAGUUAUGAAUCCAAAGGUGAAUUUACUUUACUUAAUUGUUGCUAGACAAUUCUUUUAAUUUAUAAAAGGUAAACUAAAGUUGUAAAUUUUAAUUUUAUAAAUUCAUAACACUGUCAAAAUAAGUAAUAUGGGUUAAUUUUGUUUAGAUGUAUGCUUUUAAAAAAAGAUGAUAGGUAAAUUAACAUUUUUGAUCAAAUUAGGUAAAUUAACAUAAAGUGUCAAUUUUAAAAUAUAAAAAAAUUAGACCUUUCAAAAAACUAUAAAAACUAAGACCUUUCAGAAAACUAUAAAAAUUAAAUAGUAAAUUUAUAAGAUUCAUCAUAUCUAAAUUUACACUAAACUAAAUUAAGUAUUUGUUAUUCUGUACAAAAUUAUCAAAUAUUGUAUUUCAAGUAUAUUUUAUAUUUUGGUAUAUAUUUUAUUUAUUUUUGAUUUUUUUUACAAAACAUGUAUCCAUUUUAUAAUGAUAUAAAAGUUAUUGUUUCAUCCCCUUAACCGUUUUGUUUCAAUGCAUGUAUCUCUAAUAUUAUGUGCUACUAUUCAUAUAGUAUUUAAAACAAUAUUCACUCUUAUUGAAAAUUAUGACUAUCAAAUAAUUUUUUUAAAAGUGAAUUGACCUGUGCGUAGCACAGGUGGUAAUACUAGUUAGAAUAUAAUCUGAGUGCUAACUACUUGUAUGUUUCUAAGAUCGUACAUUGUUGUUGGUAACACUUCUUUUUUCAACUUUUUGUUCCGUUAAUUAAGGCACAAAGCAACCACAUGGUGAAAUCAAAAGCCCAAUACAAACCAACCCUUUCGAAAACCCAUCACCUCUUCACAAUCUUCUUCAGUUUCUGAAUGCAAGUGUUUCCUACAUUACGCAGAGAUACAGGAAACACUUAAAAUAUUUUUAUUCUGUAUUUCUUCGGAUAAAAAUUUGUAGAUAUAUUAUUGUUCAAUUUUUUAUAUAACUAUUAUAAAUGUUGGAAAACCGGAAAAUGCCAAUUUUUUAUUAGCUUAAUAAAGUUUUUAACUAAAAUCCAUACAUAAACCGAUAAAAGCGUUAUAACUAAUAACUCAACUUGAAAAAAUGAAGAUAUUAAGUACAUGGAGUAUUUAAUAUCUUCACUUUUUCAAACUCACUUUAAUUCGCAAUCAACCCAUUUUUAUUAUGAAACAAAUUAAAUAAAUAUUAUAAACAAACUUAGUCUACUACUGAACAGAUUAAAUAAACUGAUUAUUCCAUUUUGACUCUCAUUAAUUCAUAAUUAUAUUUAUGUAAAUAUAAUAUUAGAUUAUAAAAAGAUAAAAUAACAUAUAUUAUCAAUGUAUAAAAUAUCAUAAAAAAAUUAAAUAUCUUAUAGCAAUGUAGAAAAGUUAAACUUACAUUAACAAAACUCUAUAAUUAUUAUUCUAUUAAAUUAAAUUAUCACAAAAUUAAUUUUUUAAAGUAUAUUUCUGAGCUAACCGCCAACCAGAUCAUUAAGUCUUCUCUUUUCUUUGGCAAAAAGUUUGAAAUAUUUCCAAUUUUCUUUUUGCCUCUUCUCCACGUUACUUGAUAUCUAAGUAUAAAAGUUAUCAUGAGAAAAGAGAAGAAGAGAGUUUUACGUUCCUUCCCAGUUACAAGCUACAAGGAUCAUGAACCAACUCGUAUCUUCACCAUCCUUCGGCCAAGCCGCCGUUAGGUCCCUCAACUACAUCCGUCCACUCUGCGCAGCUCUACCUCUAAUAUCAGCAGGACUCAACGCCGCCUCCAAGCCCGCCACCACCACCGUCCGCAAGUUCAGCAGCUCUCCCGUGCCUAAUAUCAACAGGCUUAAGCCUCCCGCUGCUCCUAUGACGCAACUAUCCUCCGCCGCGAGCGCCUUCGUCCGUAACUUCAGCAGCAACUCAUCUGCUAGUGCUGUUCUCGACAGAUUCCAAAUCACGCCCCAGACUAACUGGGGAGUCCGAAUCGUGCCGGAGAGGAAGGCGUGCGUGGUCGAGCGGUUCGGCAAAUACGUCAAGACUCUGGGGUCGGGGAUUCACUUCCUUGUCCCCGGUGUGGAUCGCAUCGCUUAUGUUCAUUCUCUCAAGGAGGAAGCCAUUCCGAUUGGUAAUCAGUCUGCCAUCACAAAGGAUAACGUCAGCAUCAACAUCGAUGGUGUUCUAUACGUCAAGAUAGUGGACCCUAAACUAGCUUCUUAUGGUGUUGAGAAUCCAGUUUACGCUGUUGUCCAGUUGGCUCAGACUACAAUGCGUAGUGAGCUCGGUAAGAUUACACUUGACAAGACCUUUGAGGAACGAGAUACUCUCAAUGAGAAAAUUGUGGAAGCUAUCAAUGUUGCUGCAAAACAUUGGGGUCUUGAGUGCCUUCGUUAUGAGAUAAAGGAUAUUAUGCCUCCUAAUGGAGUGAAGGUUGCUAUGGAAAUGCAAGCUGAAGCUGAACGUAGAAAGAGAGCCCAGAUUCUUGAGUCUGAAGGAACACGUCAAGCCCAUAUCAACAUAGCUGAUGGUAAGAAAAGUUCUGUAAUCUUGGAAUCAGAAGCUGCAAAGAUGGACCAAGUCAAUCGAGCAUCAGGUGAAGCAGAAGCAAUAUUAGCUAGAGCACAAGCCACAGCCAGGGGUCUGACCAUGUUAUCUCAGUCCAUCAAAGAAACUGGUGGAGUGGAGGCUGCGAGUUUGAGAGUUGCGGAGAAAUACAUUGAAGCUUUUGGCAACAUCGCUAAGGAGGGUACAACAAUGUUGCUUCCGAGUUCUGCUGAAAAUCCUGCAAACAUGAUCGCUCAAGCUUUGACAAUGUACAAAAGUCUCGUCCCCAAGAGUGCUCUCCAAGAAACUUUAGCAGUGGAAUCCUCUGACGUGGUUACCUGAGCUACACAUUUCACUAGAAGCCAUGGUAGCUGAACUAGGAACUAUAAUUAUUUUUUGACCUGUGAGAGACAGUUAUCAACUUAUCUAUACCUUAGUGUCAUUUUUUUCGCAAACAAGAAAACAUAUAUAAACCCUAACCUCCUAAGGGGUUUUCACCAGAUUUAGUUGGCUUUUUUCUUGUUGUCUUUAAUUUUUAUUUUAGUAUCAAACUCUUCUUCUGUUUUUUUUUUGGUUGCUAUCGUCCUUUAAGUUUCAAGGACGAUCUCUAAUUAUAAAAACAAUCAGAACCAAAUCAAUUAAGUUUAGAGAAAUGAAACUCUUUGUCCUCAGCGAGAACAGGCACCUUCUUGGCCGCACUCGGAUUCUGACGGUCAGUGAUCGGCAAUCAAUUUCCCUUGAACACUCUAAAGCUCAAAUCGGAACAGUCACGCAAUGAAAACAGAGCACAUACGUUAACGAGUGUUUAUAAGAACGUUAUUACAAAUCCUCAAGUUUCUUUCUUAAGAUUAAUUUUUAUUUAGUAAUAUGGCAAUCCAGGAACUAAGCGACCGUAACAAUCUCAAUUGUCGAUAUUGUUUGAAAAUAAGUUAAACUUGUGAUAAAUUAUAUUUUAUAAGAACGGUAGGACACCCAGUUUAUUAAUGGAGUUCGGCCAAUUUGCUUACAUCAAAACAUACAUCAGAUGUUUUAUUAUUAAUAGAGAAAAUUACAACAAUUUCAACUCACCUUAUAGUGAUAUUUAUAAGUUAUGAAGUUGUGGGAGCCAUCAAAUACUAGUUGUAUGAGCGCAAAGAGCCUCCUUCAAAAUAACGGUAAUAUAGAGCGAUGAAAUGUUCAAUACAUUACAACGUAAACCUAUCAUUGAGUCGUAAGGUUACAAAAUACCUUUUGAGGUGAAUUUUAAGACAAUCUAAAUCGGCCUAAAGUUGAAAACGUUAUCAGUUAAUUCUUCUAUAAGAAACCACAGCUAGCGCGCUUGAAAGAGACACUACCGGAGCACAACACGAUUACCUGUCAAGCCAAACAUAUUUCCCAAGAAAAUACUCAUAAUUUCCAACUGUAAAAGAUCCAGUCCUUGACGCAAAAAAAACAUACCAGUCAAAAAGUAGACUUAUCGAGAAUCACUAUAUAAAA